This is a messenger RNA of Miniopterus natalensis, 948 nucleotides long. Its product is annotated as putative olfactory receptor 7A2. NCBI's taxonomy places the organism in Eukaryota, Metazoa, Chordata, Mammalia, Chiroptera, Miniopteridae. Gene Ontology annotation, biological process: G protein-coupled receptor signaling pathway. Gene Ontology annotation, cellular component: membrane. The record is from RefSeq and is a predicted model, not a curated record. Gene Ontology annotation, molecular function: olfactory receptor activity; G protein-coupled receptor activity.
AUGGAACCAGUGAAUCUUACACAAAUUUCAGAAUUUCUUCUCCUGGGAUUCUCAGAGGAACCAGAACUUCAGCCCCUCGUCUUCGGGCUGUUCCUCUCCAUGUACCUGGUGGCCGUGCUGGGAAACCUGCUCCUCGUGCUGGCCGUCGGCUCAGACUCCCGCCUCCACACGCCCAUGUACUUCUUCCUGUCCAACCUGUCCUUGGUGGACAUCUGCUUCACCUCCACCACCGUCCCGAAGAUGCUGCUCAACAUCCAGACACAGAGCAAAGUCAUCACCUAUGAAGGCUGCAUCAGCCAGAUUUAUUUUCUUAUACUCUUUGCGGUGUUGGAUGUCUUCCUCCUGACCGUGAUGGCCUAUGACAGGUAUGUGGCCAUCUGCCACCCCCUGCACUACACAAUCAUCAUGAAACCCCAGCUCUGUGGACUGCUGGUUCUGGCAUCCUGGAUCACAAGUAUCUUAAAUUCCAUGCUACAAAGCUUAAUGGCAUUACGACUAUCCUUCUGCAUGGACUUGGAAAUCCCCCACUUUUUUUGUGAACUCAAUCAGAUGAUCAAACUUGCCUGUUCAGACACCUUUUUAAAUAACAUGGUGAUGUAUUUUUCAGCUCUCCUGCUUGGUGGUGGGUCAUUCGCUGGGAUCCUUUACUCUUACUCUAAGAUAGUGUCCUGCAUACACGGAAUGUCAUCAGCUCAGGGGAAGUAUAAAGCAUUUUCUGCUUGUGCCUCUCACCUCUCGGUUGUCUCCUUAUUUUAUUGUACAAUGCUGGGCGUGUACCUCAGCUCUGCUGCUACUCACAGCUUACACGCCAGUGCAAUGGCCUCUGUGUUGUACACCGUGGUCACACCCAUGCUGAACCCAUUCAUCUACAGCCUCAGGAACAAAGACAUCAAACAGGCCCUGAAAACAUUCUUUGUGAAGGAAACUACAAGCAGGCCAUUGUCCUAA